This is a messenger RNA of Dinoponera quadriceps, 1580 nucleotides long. It is a transcript of the gene Rpn11, whose product is annotated as 26S proteasome non-ATPase regulatory subunit 14. The record is from RefSeq and is a predicted model, not a curated record. The transcript has 6 exons. Bases 118 to 1053 code for a protein of 311 amino acids. Gene Ontology annotation, biological process: proteasome-mediated ubiquitin-dependent protein catabolic process; protein deubiquitination. NCBI's taxonomy places the organism in Eukaryota, Metazoa, Arthropoda, Insecta, Hymenoptera, Formicidae. Gene Ontology annotation, cellular component: proteasome regulatory particle, lid subcomplex. Gene Ontology annotation, molecular function: metallopeptidase activity; proteasome binding; protein binding.
UGCACAUUUGAGACUCGUCAGUGGCGCGAAUGUUCGUUCAGUUUGUCGCGACAAGAAAGGGAUCCCGUUGGUGAGGACGAAAACAUUAUCAGUAUAAAGCUCGAUUGAUACAGCGAGAUGGAUAGACUGUUACGAUUAGGCGGCGGAAUGCCAGGUCUGAGUCAAGGACCGCCACCUUCUGACGCACCCGUCGUGGAUACAGCUGAACAGGUAUACAUAUCGUCCUUGGCCCUUCUGAAGAUGCUUAAACAUGGUCGUGCCGGAGUACCGAUGGAAGUGAUGGGUCUGAUGCUGGGAGAAUUUGUGGACGAUUACACCGUCCGUGUAAUCGAUGUCUUCGCUAUGCCGCAAACGGGAACGGGUGUCAGCGUAGAAGCCGUCGAUCCGGUAUUCCAAGCAAAGAUGUUAGACAUGUUGAAGCAGACUGGUCGGCCGGAAAUGGUAGUGGGCUGGUACCACUCUCAUCCGGGAUUCGGCUGCUGGUUGUCCGGAGUGGACAUUAACACCCAGCAAUCCUUCGAGGCCCUCAGUGAGAGAGCAGUAGCCGUUGUUAUCGAUCCUAUACAAUCAGUAAAGGGGAAAGUUGUUAUCGAUGCAUUUAGACUGAUCAAUCCUAACAUGAUGGUUUUGGGACAAGAACCGAGGCAAACGACGUCGAAUUUGGGCCACCUGCAGAAACCGUCCGUACAGGCGUUGAUACACGGAUUGAAUCGGCAUUAUUACAGCAUUAGUAUUAACUAUCGUAAGAACGAAUUGGAGCAGAAGAUGCUGCUGAAUUUGCAUAAAAAGACAUGGAUGGACGGCCUUACUCUUGCGGAAUAUUCGGAGCACAGUCGGCUCAAUGAGAACAUCGUAUCUGAAAUGCUCGAACUUGCGAAGAACUAUAACAAGGCUCUGGAGGAUGAGGAAAAAAUGACACCCGAACAAUUAGCUAUAAAGAAUGUAGGCAAGCAGGACCCGAAACGACAUCUCGAGGAGAAGGUCGACACGUUAAUGGCUACAAAUAUUGUUCAAUGCUUGGGAGCUAUGCUCGACACGGUUGUAUUCAAAUAACUGUUUUCCAAUACGUCACUCGCAAUAUGAUAUUUAAAGGAAAUAUAAGUCUUUUUAAAAUAGAAAUAUAUGAUAUUUUGUAUUCCUGAUUCAUAUAACAUCAGCAUAAAUGACUGGAAAUAUGUGUAUAAUAAAUUCCACACGUUUUAAUUGAGAAAUAUUAUCAUCGUCUUUAUAAAUCUGAUAAAAUUAUUGGAUCACGCACGUUGUGCACAGCAUGAUAUAACAAAGAAUAAAAUGUAAAAUAUAUUUCGCAUAAUUAAGAAAUCUGUAAUCAAUACAAAAGAUAUAUUGUAUAAGUCUAUUAAUUGUAAUUGAUACAUGUGGAAUUUGUGUAAUAACACUCAAAUAUAAAACUAUAAUUAUAUCUUUGCAACGAUAAUUUUUUGUACAAAUUAAGGUAUACUAAAUUAUAUAUCUUACAAAAUAUGUAUAUAUAUACAUAUAUACAGUUGGAGCUGUAAGGAAAUCAACGAAUUGCUGUACAAUGUAUAAAAAUAUAAUCUUGACAUAAUCAUGCAUCUAAA